AUGAAGCGUGCAAAGUCCGCUGGCAUUGACGCCUUUGCCCUCAACAUCGGCACCGACGAUUAUACGGAUGCACAGCUUGAUUACGCGUAUGAAUCUGCCAAUCGCAAUGACAUGAAAGUUUUCAUCUCAUUCGACUUUCACUUCUGGUCAGUUGGCGAUGCAGCCGCUGUUGGUCAGAAGGUCAAGAAGUAUGCCGACCGCCCGGGUCAGCUACGCAUUGACAACAGAGUUUUUGUGUCCAGUUUUGCAGGAGAUAACCUCGAUGCCAAUGCUGUCAGAAGUGCUUCUGGCUCCAAUAUCUUCUUUGUUCCAAACUUUACUCCUUGGGGAGGCUCUACGAAUGGUAUUGAUGGUGCUCUGAACUGGAUGGGCUGGCCAAACGAUGGUAACAACAAGGCGCCUAAGGAUGGUAAGAGUGUCAGUGUCGCCGAUGGUGACAAGAGUUACACGAACUGGCUUGGAAACAAAAAGUACAUGGCUCCUAUCUCGCCCUGGUUCUUUACUCACUAUGGUCCUGAGGUCGACUGGUCCAAGAACUGGGUCUUCCCUAGCGGCUCACUCAUCUUUGACCGCUGGAACGAGGUUCUUCAAAAUGGAUUCCCUAUGGUUGAAAUCCUCACCUGGAACGACUAUGGCGAGUCUCACUAUAUCGGACCCCUCAGAAAUAAACACACCGACGAUGGAGCAUCAAAAUGGUCCAACGAUAUGCCUCACAACGGUUGGCUUGACCUCUCUAAGCCCUUUAUCGCCGCAUACAAGAACAAAGACACCAACGUGGCCAAGUACAUUGAGAAGGAUCAGAUCAUCUACUGGUAUCGCCGUAAUCUUAAGGCUCUCAACUGCGAUGCUACCGAUACAACCUCUGGCAGAGCGCCCCCUAAGCCCAAUGAGAACUAUUUCCAGGGUCGCCCGGAUGGAUGGCAAACAAUGGAAGACACAGUCUACGUCGUGAGUCUGCUCCAAUCUGCUGGAACNNAGCAGACAUUCACUCUCAAGCGUGGCAGCACCAACGUCUUGUCCGAUACCUCACUUAUGGACAUCACUUCCAUCUGCCCCUGCGGCUUGUACAACUUUAAUGCCUAUGUUGGCACUGUUGCCGCCAGCUUCUCUGACCCUCUUGAUAGCAGUGGUCUCGCGUCGUUGACUGUCGGUCUGCGUGUCACAACGUGCCAGCCUAAGCCUUCUCUCGGAACCAACCCAGCUUCCCCGACACAAGGAAAUGACCCCCCCACGAUGACUGACCCAGGGAACGGAGAGGCUUGCAUUGAGGGCGCUGUAGCAAACGGUCAAAGUGGUAACUAUCUUGGUCUUUGCAAGUUCACUUGUGCCUAUAACUACUGCCCACCAGCUCAAUGCAAGUGUACCAGGUAUGGAACAGCUGUAUCCCCUCCAGCUUCCAACGGUCGUGAGGGCUGCCCUGCCGCCGGUCUUGAUGAUAGCUACAAGGGACUGUGCAGUUAUACUUGUAACCAUGGAUACUGUCCUGAUACGGCUUGCAGAUAUUGCUAA
Messenger RNA from Fusarium tjaetaba, 1509 nucleotides. RefSeq names its product murein transglycosylase. Gene Ontology annotation, molecular function: glucan endo-1,3-alpha-glucosidase activity. NCBI's taxonomy places the organism in Eukaryota, Fungi, Ascomycota, Sordariomycetes, Hypocreales, Nectriaceae. The transcript is spliced from 3 exons. Gene Ontology annotation, biological process: mating projection tip cell wall disassembly. Bases 1 to 1509 code for a protein of 502 amino acids. The record is from RefSeq and is a predicted model, not a curated record.